UAAGAUUUAAAACAUCAAGUGGAAUAAAGCUACAAGUGAUGUUUUAUAGUUAUAUUUUUACUCUCCGACUAUUUUAAAUAUCAAAAGUUUACCUGUCUCGAUAUAUCUUGUUGUCGUCAAUCUUUGUUUACAUAUAUCUCUCGUUUAACUGCAUUUUUCACGUAGCGCUGUCCAUACUUCAUUCCAAAACCUCAGUGACUAUUUAAAAUCAUCGGAUUUUUGUCUCGACAUCGUUGUUACGAUUUGUCUUCAAACUCGUUUUGCGGACACUUGAUGCCUGACAACUUUCUCGUCAUCGCACAAGCUUGCAAUUUUCCCUGGUGCGUGUUGUGCUCCAAGAAAGAGAAACCGCUAAAAUACCCGAGACCUUCACUACUACAUCCACCACGUUAUGCUCUGUCUCUGUCUCCAGGCAACUUUAACAGCAAAGCGGAAAAUUAAAAAAAACAAAACAAAAAAAAAAAAACAACCAAACAAACAAAAACGACCCCUGUCUUAGUUGCUUUAAUGUCUGCCAGGCCUGGGCGCUGUCAUCAUAAAUUAAAGGACUUGGUGAACACAAACAAAGCUCACGUUCCGAAUUCUGACGCGACAUGAAGCGCGCCAUCUGUCGCGGGUAGAAAUUGUUGCACGUGUCUCGCGCCAUCGUUAUCAAACUGCUGACGUCGGGAUGCAAGCGUCAUGCGGGUGCAUGUCUGGUCAAGCAUUGAUCAGGCCUGCAAACACGCGGGUCAUGCAAAGUUGAAGCGCAGGCUUAUCAUCGCCAACAUGUAAUGCGUGAGUGACGAGAGUUCGGCGGUGGAUCCCAUUGAUCGACACCAGCAUCUCAUUAGCAUACGGAGUGAGACCGAGUGGUAAGCAGUUUCUACAUCGCACCGUCUAGUGCUACCUUCUGCACUCUCGUCAGAGACCAGCUCCUCGCACUUCCGGGUGAAUGAGGCACGUUAGCAAGAUCGUCGACAUUAUCAUCGAUGGCCUGUCUGAGACUGAACAAGCCACUCCGCUGUUUGGUGAUGAUGUCGGAGUCUGUGUGGUUGGCGUGGUCAUCUGCAUAGUAGUUGACAUAUCGGCGUGGAUGAGGGCAGAUAUCAAGCACGCUUACAGCUGGAAGUGGAUUGAAACAAAUGAGAAGCAAGCUGUGCUCAGACAAGAAAAAAAAGAAAAGACAUUUCCAUGGAAACCAUUCAAAGUGGCAGAAGUUGAUUGUGCCAGACUUUUCUCUGGAGAUGAGGAAGAAUUCAACCAUUCUAUAAAAAUCGUGGAUAAGCUGCCCGUAUUCCCACAAUGGAAAGCAUCAGCAGCCUUGCGAAGAACUGUAGUGUCUUCAGGAAGGAGAACGGGUUCAUCAUGAGCUCUCUGACGAGGGAGGAAAGAAAAUUUCCCAUUGCCUACAGCAUCCUCGUCUUUAAGGACGCCUACCAGGUGGUGAAGCUGUUACAAGUCAUCUAUCGACCUCAAAAUGUCUACUGCCUCCACGUCGACAACAAGUCUGACACUUCAUUUCAUGACACAAUGGCAGCCAUAGUUAACUGCUUCGACAACGUAUUUCUGACCUCACGAAGAGUUGAAGUUCUCUGGGGGAGGUUCACUGUGCUGGAACCGGAACUGAUCUGCAUGAAAGACUUGUGGGCAUUUAAGAAAUGGAAAUAUUUUAUCAACCUGACUGGACAGGAGUUUCCACUGAAAACCAACUUAGAAAUUGUUCGUAUUUUAACAGCAUACAACGGGGCCAACGAUAUAGAAGGUACUGUGGAAAGGGCCAACAAAGGACGCUGGGCAUCAGCAGGUCCGCCCCCGCACGGCAUCGUCCCAGUGAAGGGGUCAGUGCACAUCGCUGUCAACAGGGACUUCGUGGACUACGUUCUCCACAGUCCAGUGGCUCAAGACUUUCUCAACUGGACUCAGCGUGUUUUUAUUCCUGAUGAGGCGUUCUUCUCCACCCUCAACCACAACCCGCAGCUUGGCAUCAGAGGUUCUUAUAAAGGUCCUCCUGAAACGGAUGCAUUAAUCAAACCAUUCCUGACUCGGUUCAAGAACUGGGGAACCCAUCUCUUUGGGUACAAAUGCGCUGGUGGACUGCGCGUGCGCCAGGUGUGCAUCUUGUCAACAGGUGACCUGCCUUUACUGGACACGCGCCCAGAGAUGUUUGCCAACAAGUUCUACCAGGACUACAGUCGUGUGGCACUGGAGUGUCUACAUGAACGACUGUACAACCGCACGAGGGACGAGUUCUUAGGCAAGAUGGACUUUAAUGCGAGUUAUUAUAAAAGUCUGGCCUACUUGAAAAAUAUUGUGACAGCGGAUGAGGCCAAGAAGAAUCGUGAGCUUGAUCCAAAAUUGUAGGAUUAGCAUUUCUGUCAUGGUAGGCGUGAGCAUCUUGAACAUGUUUCUGUGUUCCUAAUAAAAAGGAUUUUAUA
Messenger RNA from Pomacea canaliculata, 2417 nucleotides. Its product is annotated as beta-1,3-galactosyl-O-glycosyl-glycoprotein beta-1,6-N-acetylglucosaminyltransferase-like. NCBI's taxonomy places the organism in Eukaryota, Metazoa, Mollusca, Gastropoda, Architaenioglossa, Ampullariidae. The record is from RefSeq and is a predicted model, not a curated record. Bases 1285 to 2343 code for a protein of 352 amino acids. The transcript is spliced from 7 exons. Gene Ontology annotation, molecular function: acetylglucosaminyltransferase activity. Gene Ontology annotation, cellular component: membrane.